CCAAGAUGGUGGCAAUAUCUACAGCGUGAAGAAUUAUUCCUGAUGUUAUUGAAAUAAGUCACGGUGUAAAAUGCAUUAUCUACGUCCAUUUGAUUAAUUUGCAAUUACCACAUUAUGGAAGAACAGAGAGAAAUUCCUCCAAACGAUUCACGCCGUCUCAAGCCUCCCAAUAGAAAAAAAUAUGAAGAAGAAUUGGAAGGCUACCAAAAUAAAAUCAAAGAUCUGGAGACACAGCUUACUGCAGCAAAGUCUGGGGGAAAUGCUAAGGAGCUGAGAGAGAUUCGGGUUGAAAAAGAUGCAACUUUUGAAAGGAAUAAAAAGAUCAACAAUGACUUAAAGACUUUGAAUCAAGAGAUUUCAGCCAAGACCAGUAAAGUUUCUCAGAUGCAAUCUGGUUUAGUAUAUAAAAAUGAAGAGAAACACAACGAUGCUAUAAGAAAAUUGGAAUGGAAUUUGGCUCACCAUUCCUACAGACUAACAGAAGAAAGAAAAAUUGUAGCAGAAAUUGAUAGACUGAAAAGAUCAAAAAUAUCUCUCAUAGCAUAUAACAAUGCCAAAAGUCAGGUGGAUGAAUUACGAGGUAAACAAAGAAGAAUGAGAGAAGAAAGAGAUCAUUAUUCUAAAACAAUAACUUCAUUACGAGCUCAAGAAGAUGAAGUAAAACGAAGAUUAUCAUCUAGUAGAAUAACGACAGAUUCUAUUAAAAAAGAAUUAGAUGAACAAUAUCAAGGUAAACGAAAAUUAAUCGAAGAUUUUAAACGACAACAGACAGAUUUUCAAGAAUCCCAAAAGAAACGAAGACAAGAAAGCUUCAAAAAGAGGGAGGAAGAAAGAAAAGCCAUUCUAGAAGCCAAGCAAAAGGAGGAGGAAGAACUUGAACAGAUGAGAAUUCCGUUUGAAGAUGAACGUAUACUGUGUAAUACACUUAUCAGUUAUCUGCAGGGAUUCUCAUAUACCAUGACCCCUGACACCCAACAGCCAACCAAUGAAAAGACACAAACUUCUACAUCAAAUAUAGCACAAAAUCAAGGAUGUGCUACUAGUGGUCCGGCUGAGGAACUUGAGGAUGGUAAUUUAAUCCUUCUACGUAAAUCGGAUGACAACGAUUUUAUUAUAGGAAAUGUUCGAAAACCAAAUAAAAAAUCUAGAAAAUAUCGCAAGGCUUCAGGAACUAAAUAUAUUACUCAUUGUCCUCAAGUUAUUGGUCAGUUUUCAUCACUUAAUUUACGAGCUCCCUGUAGCGCAAUGGAAAUACCAGCAUCUCUUGAACAACUCCGAGCCAGAAAGGUUUUCUAUGAACAGAAAGUAGAGACACAGAGUAAUAUCUCACUAACAGAGAGUGGAAUAUGUGAAAUGUCCCGUCAGGCCAGCAAUACUGAAUCAUGUGGAAGUGGCUGUGAAACGCGGGCUCCAGAAGAUAUUAUGGAUGAACUCCUUAGCGAUAAAAACUGCUAUCACGAUUUCCCAUGUGUCAACGAUUCUGUGACACAAACAAAUGACAACCAUUCAACUGCAGGUUCCAAUACUCCACGUAAUUUGAGUAUCAGCAGUGGUAGUAUUAUGUCAACCGAUGUAGAUGACAUAGACAAUAAUGGACAAUCCUCACUGGAGAAUUCAAAUGGUCACCUGUCUCAAAUUGACCAUUCAGAGCAUCCAUCUGAUAAUUUUAAACCUAUACAACCUGAAGAAGUAUUGAACAACAGCCAAUCAUGUUUCAGCUCAUGCAGCCAAUCAGAGUCUGUCUCCUAUAUCAAUGACAAAGCUCAUUUGAACCAGUUAGUGACUUUAAACCAUAAAGAGAAUAAUGUUGUUCAUAAGGUCCUUGGAAAUGGCAUUUUAGCUAAGAUUUAUGAACGUGACGAAACUGUGAACAAAGCUAUUGUAUGUAAAGAGAAUGUUAGUGAUGAUAGUGAUGCAAACAGCCAAAGUGAGAGUGAACAAAUGAAUAUAUUGUGUGAGUCGUUAGGAAAAGCAAAUGUGAUGUCGGAAGUGAACACUGACAAGGAAGAGGAAAUAACUCAUCUCUAAUGUGUUUAGCCUCUCUUAUCCAGUCAGAUAUUGCAUUUUUGGUGUAUUACCCUUUAUAGAAAUGAUUAUUACAAACUCUUACAUAAAAUAACAUAAAGGUUCAAUAUUUGAUUGGGUGACGGAGGCCAAUGAAGAGAGAUUUUAUUUUUUAUCGUUAUUAGAAUAUUUAUUAGAUAUAUAAUGAAAUGUUUUUAUGAUUGACUUAAGUGCCAGAGUUUUUUCAAAAAUAUCAUAUGUAAACAAUUUGUGACUAUUUAGCAACUUGUGAAAUGAUAAAAUAAGUUAAACCUAAUUUCUCUUUGACAGAGACUUGUGAAUGUGCACAAAAUAGUUUGAAUAAUGUAUUAUAGUUGUGUAUAUUUAUUUUUAUUUAAUGAAUAUUGUUCAUAUUGCUGCAUUUCAUGUCCCCUGAUGAACUGGUAAUUACCACUUGUGAAGUUACUAUUACUACUUGUGAUGUUAUAAUUACAAGAAAAAUUGUUUAGUGGUAUCUUCACAAAUCAAAUAUGAAAAUAAUUUUAACACCAGCUUCAGAAUCCUGUAUUUGACUUAAACAAUAUUUUAUUUCUAUUAUAACAUGAUUAUUUACAAUACUGAUAUUGUGGAUCUGAAAACAAGCCAUAGCUUAUAUAAAUUCAUUCUGUAUUUCAUGUCAAUCAGUUGAUAACUUCCUAAAUUUAUUCUUUAAAAUAUGCAAUUGUCAGUAAUAGUAGAUGCACAUUUCUACCAACUUUAAUUAGUUAUGUACUGCACAAAAUUCUUCUGUAUCGUGGACUGGUAAUGUCAUAGUGUUGUGUGUAACUGCAUGUAGCAUAAAUAUGCUGCACAGUACCAACCAAUAUGACUUAUUUUAAAAGAUAUAUUGGUCAGACAAUUUAAUUUGUAAAUUUUGAUUUUUGGUUUGCAUUUAAGAUGUGGGAGUGGAUGGGGUGUCAUUGACAUGAAAUAGUGUUUAGCCUCUCUUCUUGAAUACACCAUGCAAGUGUGCUAUGAGGAAAAUUUUGUUAGGACAGUGGUGUUUCCAUCUAUUCUUCAUUGAAAUCCAUCUGCCAGGAGAUUUUCUCUGUGUACUACUACUGUACACCAAUGUAUACACAAGACCUAAUAUGUUCGUCCCGACCAAAUCACUAAAUGCUGUUCCUUGCCAUUCCCCCACCCCCAGUCCUGUACCACUGAUGAGGGGAAACCAAGUUUAAUAAUCUUUAGGUACUUGCUUGGCCAACACAUGGAUCGAACCCAGUUUGUCAUUGAAGUAGACAAUUUUUUUAUUGGGCUUUGUGGUCCCUUAAGGCAUUUACAAUAGGGACGAAUUGUCUCCAGCAUUUAUGAGAUCUAUUGUUCAUCAAAUGCACAAGCCAGAUCUUUUCAUCUAUUGAAAAGUCAAAUAAUAUGUACCAUUUUUAUUCUGUGGUUAAGCACAUCUGUGUAUAGAAGGAUCUCUAGAAGAAAUGGCUGGCUUGUACAAUUAUUAUUACUGUCUAAGAGAGAGAGAUAUGGUGAUAUGAAAUCAAUAUAAACCAUUGUACCUGGUAACUUAAAAUAGCCCAUAACUUAGUUAGUACUGAUUGAUUUGAAUAAUAUUUGGACAAAUGCAUAUUUUGAUUAAAGUACUUUUAACUGUGUUUGCUCUUAAACUCUAUAUUUAACCUUUAUUCUGACAUGUUGGGGCUUUAAUGUUAUAUGGUUAUUAUUUUGGUUGAAUAUUAAAGUCAUGGAUUAGAUCAGUUUUGUUUGAGCAGAUUAAUUGAUCUGUGCUGCAUAAAAAUACAGUGCAGAUGUGCAGUAGUUUUUAUAUUUGCUAAAUGGCAAGGGCACAAAUUCAUGAUUUGUUGCCAUAGCAACAUAGAGUUUUCUCCUGUUCAUAUUCAAAGCAUUUAUAAUGAUAUAUGCAAUGCUUACUAUAAUUUAUUCUUGUAAGACAGUGUCCAUCUACAACCCCCUCCUUUAUCAACUGACUUAAUAUUUUAUUCAUUUUGAAUAUUUUAUUUACUUUGAAUAUUUUUUAUUUAUUUUGAAUAUUUUUUAUUCAUUUUGAAUAUUUUUUAUUCAUUUUGAAUAUUUUUUAUUCAUUUUGAAUAUUUUAUUCACUUUGAAUAUUUUAUUCACUUUGAAUAUUUUAUUCACUUUGAAUAUUUGAAUGGCGGAAUGAACGAUAAUAGAAUGAAUUGAAGAUUAAUAAAAAUAUGAUACGACAUGUAUGUAUCAGAUGAGUUUUUAAAAUGAUAUUUUUUAUCUUACUAUGAAAUGUUUUGGAGAUUUUUUCAUGUUUUGUUUAUUUAAAGUGGUACUUUUGUGAUGUAAAUGGAUAUUAAUGAAGGAUCAUUACAGUCUCCUUUCAAAGGAAUUGUAAUUUAAAGAGAAACUGUCACUUUAAGAAAAUAUAUUGUAAUAAAAGACUUGGUGUAAUAAUAGUAUAGUCAAAUCUUUUUGAUAGCCAAAGUGAGAGUGUCUCUUUAAAAUCCUGAUUUGAAGUCAAAGAUUCAUGGAUGCUUUCCAUGAUUUUGUACUUUAUUCCAGGUUUUAUGGUACAGACCCCAGACAUAAUUUUGUUUUGUUUGUAUUUUUAGUUAUGGUAGUCAUUGUUUGCAAUAUUCUUAUUUUAUUUGUUAACUUUUGUUUAACGUGUAGUGCGGUCCUCCUGCACUUACUAUUAGAGAACAGCAGGUCUGUUUAUGGAACAUAUGUAUAUUAGUCAGAUUAGUCAUAGAUAUUAUGAAAUUAUAUGUAUCGGUAUUCAUAGAUUUAAUGUGGAAUGGCUCAAAAAAAUUAAUGUUUAAAUAAACAAAAUAAGUGGCAAGGGACUCGGGCGUAAAAAAAAAUUUUUAACAGGUGUAAAAAAUAUUCUAAUUUAUAACUCUCCACAUGCACAAACAUUUAAAGAGCCAUUAUUACUUUCAACAAAAAGUAAAUGUAAUCAAAAUUUGAAUAUAAUAUUCAAAAAACCCCAAAACUCUCCUAAUUAUUGAAUCUUUUCUCUAAGCAACCAAGAUCUCCAAAGCAAUAAUGCCUCUUUAAGAAACAAUGUUAGUCCCGAAUUGAUCUGUGUUAAAAAUUUCAGAACUUGAUCAUCAUCCAUGUUAUUUUAUUGACUCAGUACAAACCUUAAAGCACAAUCAGUAUUUUAAAAGACUGUUAUGUUUAGUAUUUAAAUUAACUUUUUUUUUCUGGUUUACAUUGCCUUUUCUAUAAGGGGGUAAAUACAGUAAUGUAAUAUUAAAAAAUUUCUGUUAAUCCAUAACAUAUCCCUCUAUUUGUUAGAAAUAAGAAUAUGUAAAUUGCUAAUUUCGAUAAAGUCUAAAUAAAAUAUAAAAGAUAAUAAAAAUCUAUAUUUUAUACUUGAUGCUUCUUCGUGGAUCCCUCUCCUUGAAAAUUUCUAACUUAAAUAAACUUUCCAGGGGGUAUUAUGACAUUUGUACAGUUGGAACUUUUAAUUUUCUUGUAAAUAUUUAUUAAAAACAAAUAUUAAUCUGCACAAUGAUUCUUUAGUUUUUGGCAUGUGUAUUUAUCCAUAAUUUUAUUGGAUUUUUUAUGAUUUUGUUAUGGAAGUCCAGUAGUUCCCCCAUAAAUUCAGUAUCGUUUAAAUAGUAUUUCCAGUGCACUAAAUUGUAUUUUUGGUUUUCUUUUAAUUUAUAUGUGUUUCUGUUUAAUUAAGUUAUUAAAUUAUUUAUUUAUUUGCUUUAUUAAUUUAAUUUUAGUUCUGGGAAGUGAGUGGGAAUUGUUUAAAGCUGUCACAAAAUUAUCAGUCCCAAAUGCAUAAGUCUAUUAAAACAACAAAAGUUGCUAAUGAAAAAAAUAACUAUGAAAUGCAGCGUUCAUAAUAAUGUAUUUAUAAUCAGAUUAAAAUAUUUUAAAGAUAUGGCAUUUUCAUUGGUUAAAUACUUGAUGCGUCAUUUAGCACUAUAGGAAUCCCUUGCAAACUACAAUAUUGUGAAAGUUCAAUCUGUAAUAUGAAUAUCAGUCCAAAAAUGGUUCAAUUCCAUUUAGUAUUUACAAAGUUAUGAUAAACUGAACUUUCAUCGAUCUAUUCUUCUUGAGUGUAAAAGGACACUGCCAUCUUUUAUAGGUAGCAAAGAAACCUGAUAGGCCUAGUUUAAAUACGAUUGAAUCCAAGCCGCGAGAUAAGCUAGCGUUGGUAUUUGAAUUUUUUUUUUUUUAACUAAGUGUUAUAUAAUCAGUAUGAGUAUAUAAUUAACAUGUAUUAAGCUGCGAGAUAUUUGAUAUUUUAGCGAAAAUGCAAUUGACGCAUCAGACCUUUAAAGGUUGAUAUUCUAGUUCUUAGCCAAUAAGUCUGUAUUUUAAAAAUAUUUUAGUUUAUAUGAUUAGUUUGGCAUUUAUAAUUUCACAAAUCUUGUCAGUGGAAGGGUUUAGCUUGGACUCUGUUUAAGCUAAUAUUGUUUCCAUCUAUUUUUUGUCAUAUUUGUAUAAAUGUGUUAUGAUCUAUUUUAAAACUGAAUUUAAGAGUAUUUGUUGGGAUUUUUUUUUUUUUAAAAUAUGUGUACAUUUUAUUUUUGAACCUUUUAUGAUAAUGUAAAAAAUAUUUUUAUUUACAGCCCCCUAAAAAAAUUAAUUUUUAGCAAAUAAAAUUUGUAAAUUAAAUCGAAAAAAAAAAUAGUGAAAAUUUUGUAGAAAUUUAUAAUACUUUGUUAUUGAGGAAAUAACAAAACCUUAUGCACAUUUAUUGUACCAUACAAUUUAAUUAGUGUGUUGCAAUUGAAGCGUUUGGACUUUGGACAGAUUUUGAAAUUGUGCUUACCAGCACAUUGAAAUGUGGUUGUAUGUUGUCGUGGCCCUUGCCUCUCCAUGGUCCACAAUUACAUGUGUAUAUUCUAGAGACAGAGUUGUCAUCUGAUUGACUUGACAGUUAUACAGUGUUAGUGUUUAUAAUUCUAUUGAUUUUCAACGUUCCCGAUAACUUGAACAGUUAUCAUCUGAUUACCGGUAUGGUUUGUUUAUGCUAUACUAAGAGGUUCUAGAGACAUAUCAAAUGUUGAAUUUUUUCUAGUAAUCAACACAGAUUAAAGUGUCUUGUAAAUGCAUCUAUUAACUACAAAAAAAUAAAAUGUGACCACCUUUAUGGACUGCUUGAAUGACUUAGAGGUUGUGGGCGUAUGGUAACAUAUCUUUUAAAUACACAUAUUAAAAUAACGAAACUCAAGUUAGAGCUGAACCAAUACAAGCCCGACUCUAUUUUAUGAUGUAUUGUUGUGAAUGUAAUGUGUGCUAUUAAGGCCAAAUCCAGUGGCCUGACUUUACCUGUGGUCAUUAGAAGCAGAUUGGAAAUAAAUGGAUUAUAGAUAUUUACGCAAUGUUAUGUAUUUUAAUUCUUAAAGAUGCAUUAUGUAGGAUGUAGAUAAAGAGCUGGCCAUUCUUGUUAUAAUAGUUUAAAAAGAGAAAAUGAAUAUAUUGAAAAUUCAGUCAAGUUACUUUAUUCUGAAUUGAGUUUUGACAAAAUAUAGCAUAAAUAGUCUUGAUUGUAAAGUUCCCUUGCUACGAUAAUAAACAAAGUCUUGAUUAUCAAUUUUAACAUUAAAUUAUUAUAUGGCAUUGAUGUUCGGAACAAUUUAAUAUUUCGGACAUAGUUGUUUAUUUUAGGGUGCCCCAUGCAGUCAAAAUUUGCUUUAUUAAAAGUUGAACUCACCAAAGCGAAUGUCCUCAAGUGAUUACAGGGUAGACUCGCAGCACGAGAAUAAUCUAAAGUAUGUUCUAUUAGGCUAUAAAUAGCCAUCGUACCUGAAAUUUUCUACACAUCCAUCAACUAUUAAAACCGUAAAAAAUCUAUUGUUAAAGAUCCUGAAUAACAUUAAUAUUUAGCUUUUUGGUUGUUACAGAAACUUUAGAAAAUUAUGUUUUUUGGGGGGUUUUAUUUGCUUUAUUAUUAACUAUACCGUUAGUUACUAAAUUAGAUUUAUUGGUUGGUAGACUGAUUUAGCGGGACUAAUUUCAAACUAAGGGGAAAUAACCUAUUUUGUACUCAAAAAUACCCCGAUAUAAUGGCCACUUUUUUACUUUUUCAAUAUAUUUUUUUAUUGGUUUUCCCUGGAUCCUAAGGUUUCCUCCCAUUGCUAAAGACUCCCUACGCGCAAGCAAAUUGUUUAAAUAAAAUUGAACCAUGUUAGUAUCGAAAUGACCUAGUUUGUGGACCGUAAACCACAUUUCUCUCUCUCUCUCUCUCUCUCUAUAUAUAUAUAUAUAUAUAUAUUUUUUUAUUCAUGUCUAAAUGGUUAUAACUUGUUAAAUACAACACAACCGUUUAUUUAGUGACUAUAAAUGUGAGGUGGUAUGUUAAGACUUAAUAAUAUUGUGGUAUAAUUGUCAAAAUAUUUAGAGAUAUUUAUUUAUUGUGGGGCAUCCUAUUUAUGGGCUUGUGGUAUGAAUAAAUGUCUAAAUAAUAAUUUAUAUAACAUUAAAAGCCAGAAAAUAGGCCUACAAAAGGCCAAUUGAGCUCUUGCAUACUGCAUCUUUAAAGUGACAUUAUCUAUUUUAACAAGAAAGUAAAUAAUAUAGUUAAUCUUAUAUAAUAUUGCAUUUAAAAUAGCCCAAAAAUCGCAUAAUUAUUGCAAAAUCUGAACACUGGUCUCCUUACAGAAAAGCUUUGUGCACAGCCUAAUCUUUAGAUUUAGAUGUGUAGGUCAAUAUCUCUGGAAAAUUAUUUGUGCCAGUGUGUGAAUAUCUCAAUCACACUAAUGCCUCUUUAAAUAUUUAUUCACAAUCACAAGCAUUAAAAUUGAGAAAUUCAGAUUCAGAGUACCAGUGUAUUUAGCCCUAAAACUUGACUGGUGCAUCUUUGCAUAAACAGAAUUCUCUUUAUUGUAUUGACUGCUGAUGAAAACAUUAUUUUUAUUGCAAUGAAUUAUCUGAAGCUCUGCUAUAUUAAUUUUAUCCAGGAAAAUUAAAAGCAUUAGAAAAGUUAAUGUCAUAUUUUAAAAUAUGGUUUAAAAUUUUUAAAGGUCCCAAGUUUAGGGUCUGUACUGUUUUAACUAAUGAAUUUGACAAAUUAUAUAAGAUUGAUAAAUGUGAUCGGUGCCAGCAAAAUCAGUCGGAAGUCGCAUUCAUUCAUUUUGUGCUAUAGGCAGUGGUGAAAUUAUUAUUUUCAGUUAUCACCAAACAAUAGUUUGAAAUCUUUUCUUUCAGAAUUUUAAAUCAUUUUUAAUUAUUCAAACUCUUAAAUGCUUCAAAAAUUGAUUUUAAUAAGGGAUGUGGAAUCAUACAUGAUCGAGAUUCUCCAUAAAACAAUCGGAAUUAGUUGUCUAUUUCAUGUUGAAUAAUUUUACAACCAGUACUCUGAACAGUAAUUUUGUUUGUAAUUUUAAAGCCUCGAGUUGUGCCUUUCAGGAAAUGUAUAGAACUUAAUUUUGGUGAAGUAACCCAAGUUACUGAUUUUGUUGGCACCGGUCAAAAAUAAUGUUUAUAUUAAGAUGAUUAUUGUACAUUUAAUUUAUUAAUUUUUGUGGAUGCAAAUGUUUGUAUAUAUAUUUUUGACAUAUAUUGACAGAAAAACAAAUGCAGAAAAAACUCA
Messenger RNA from Patella vulgata (common limpet), 9544 nucleotides. RefSeq lists its product as uncharacterized. The coding region runs from base 115 to 2028 and encodes 637 amino acids. Gene Ontology annotation, biological process: intracellular mRNA localization. The transcript is spliced from 12 exons. Lineage: Eukaryota; Metazoa; Mollusca; Gastropoda; Patellidae. Gene Ontology annotation, molecular function: mRNA binding. Gene Ontology annotation, cellular component: nuclear outer membrane-endoplasmic reticulum membrane network; ribonucleoprotein complex; endoplasmic reticulum. The record is from RefSeq and is a predicted model, not a curated record.